Cherax quadricarinatus is the source of this 12428-nucleotide messenger RNA. Its product is annotated as calcineurin-binding protein cabin-1. Gene Ontology annotation, biological process: chromatin organization. Gene Ontology annotation, cellular component: nucleus. The record is from RefSeq and is a predicted model, not a curated record. Gene Ontology annotation, molecular function: protein binding; nucleosome binding. Lineage: Eukaryota; Metazoa; Arthropoda; Malacostraca; Decapoda; Parastacidae.
CCCAACAACAAGAGGAGAGGACGCGGGUCGCCGCCGCCGCCGUCCACAACACCACUUCUAUAACAUUUAAAUUUUCCACCAUAAUCAUAAUAGAGUGUAAAGUGAUCUGUUGCAGAGGUCGUCCACGACCAGGCGAGAUUUCAGAUACACUGCUGGAACAUGUGUAGGUGUCUUCAAGAGGAAACCCGGCUAGUACCCUUACCUCCUCCAAGUGCUGGGUCAUCUGGGCAGCCAGCAGCCUGGUUGACUAGGCAAGCACUAGACAAGCCUGGCCCAGGGCCAUGCUGUGAGAGUAUGAAGAAACUCAAAACCCAUCAAAGAUAAAAUAUGCUGCAAGAAUGAUGACACGUAUCGCAGCAUUAAAUGACUGGUCGGUGGGGAGCAGUGAAGAAGAGGACAUAGGACCUACACGAGAGGCCCUUGAGGCUGAGGCAACAAAGUCCUACAAUGAAGCUAUCAGAUAUCUUGCACAUGAAAAUCUAGAAGAAGCUCAUAAACACUUCUGUCAAGUCCUUCAAAAUCCUUAUAUUGAGAAAGCGUGCUGGUCAGAAGGCGUUAAACCAGGAGGCACACUACCACAGGAUCUAGCACUACGAUACUCAUGCCUCAAAAACCUUGGUAAUCUUGCCAGUAAACAAGGAAAGGAUGAUGAGGCAGCCAAAUAUUACUUGGAGGCUGUACAAGUAGAUAGUUCAGAAGUAAUCCUUUGGCAGAGACUUGGAGCCACAGCAAUCAAAUUGAAGGACUUUGAACUUGCAUUAGUUGCAUUUCAAGAAGGCCUUAAUGUCAAUCCAAAACACUGGCCAUGCUUGGACCAGUUGCUGUCAGUUCUUUUUAUUCUUGAAAUGUACAUGGACUGUCUUGGGCUAGUAAUUUCUGCUCUUGCUCGAGAUCCUGGCUACAUUAAAGCCAAUGCAUUCAAGGACAGAAUAUUUGAACUUCAACCCUCGCUUGUAGAAGAUGUCAAGUUCUUUUAUCGUGACAGCUCGGUUCUCUUCAAAGUGGUUGAUUAUGACAAAACCAAAGGAGAGAAAUUUAUAGCAACUUGUGAAUCAUUACGUCCUCCAAGUAAAACUCUACGACCUCCAUCCCCCUUCCAGCUGCAACGGCUAAGAAAACCCAUGUCAAAGCUUUCAUGGGUAGACCUUGGACAAGCACUUGUACUCACCUAUGAUCAUCUUGUAGAGGCUGAUGGAUUAGAAUUUGCAGCAAGAAUUGAUGUACACGAUGCUUUGAAACCAAAAGUUGAAGAUACAAGUAUGGAAAUCGGUAAUGAAGGGAAAAAUGCUGGCCAUCCAAGUGAUGCUAACACUGACAGAGAAACAGUAAAAGAAAAUUUGAAUGAGGGAAGAAAGGAAGCAAGUUUUGAAACUGGAGAUAAAAUGGGUACGGAUACCGCCAAUAAAGUAAACAAAGAAAAGAAUGAUUAUUUAAAAAAUGGAGAGGAGAAUAAUCCUGAUAACAAAUACCAAGAUGACAAAGGAGAAGAUAAAAUUGAAAGUAACAUGGAUCAUGAAAAAAUGGGUAGUGAAGAAAAACAGAAUAUAUCUACACCAAAGCUUUCUGAAGGAUUACAGGAAAGUCCACCUCGUAUUUCUAGCCGUCGGUGUACAAUUGAGCUUGGUGAAAGCCAAGAUUCAUUUAGAGUUGGUGAAAAGAGAAGAUCGAUAGAUAGUGACACAUUUUCUCGGCCAGAUGAUGAUUUAAAAGGAAGCGAAGAUGAAGGCAGUGCACAACAGAAAUUAAUCACUGUUAAGGAAUCCUCCACUCAGCUUUGUUCUUCUAAAGUAGCAGAGAUUUCAGAAGACCAGUUUGAAAAAGAGAGUUCCAUAAAGAAAAAGGAUGCAAAUUUUGAUUGUAUUAUUAAGACUACCGAGACACAAUGUACAGGAAUGGAAGACCCAAACAGUAAGGUUCUAAAUACUUCUGUAGAGUCGGAAAAUGAUUUCCAAGGCUUUACUAAUAGCCCAGCUCAUGAAGACAGAGUUCAAAAGUUAGCUAAAGAGUCCCACACUCUAGAUAUUAUGGCAAAGAAGGAUAAUGAUGUACAUAAGUGUAGAGGAUCUGAUAAUGUAAUAUUGAGUAUGGGUGUUCAAAGGAAUAUAUUCCCAGAAGAAGGGAGUACGAGAGAAAAGGGUGAAAUAUCAAAAAGCUUAUAUAAAGAAGUAGUACAUGAUGACAGUGUCAGGGCAGGUGCUGUAGAUAAUCCAGGAGAACUUUGUUCACCAGAGAAGGAUGUUCAUGAUGAAGUCAACUUGAAAGAGUGUAAGGAAAUUAGAAGCAAAAAUGAUUCAGGUGUACCACAGGAACUUGAAAAGGCAAAUGUGAAUGCCAACGUUUGUAACAUAACAGAUGUUGGACUCAUUGGAAAGGAUAAUGAAAGGAUGCAAGUGGCAAAGGAUAACAGACUGACAGCUGAGUCACAUAGUGAGGAGGGGGCUCUUUCAUGUGAAGGUUCUGAGCAGGAAGAUGAAGAUGCUGAAGAAAUGAUAGAAGACAAAAAUGAUGACAGAGAUGAAGAAUUAGAAGAACCUGAAGAGGGGGAAGAUUGUGCAUCAAGAGAAAAUGAAAUGUUACAGGAAGAAGAGGAAGGUUUGGAGGAGGGUGGAACAGUAAGUUCAGAGGUGACUGAAACUGAAGCUGCUGUAAAUGCUCUGAAGGGUAUUAUGGCUCUUCAGCCCACUGAAAUAUUAGGACUCCCUGAAACAGAUUUUGACUAUGAUAAUGAAUAUGAUGAAUAUUUUGAUGGAGGAGUGUAUGAGGAAGAUGAUGAUGAUAUGAUUCAGGAAGAAGGUAUGGAUGCUGAAGAUGGACUGGAUCAAGAAGAUGGGAUGGAACAAGAAGAUGGAAUUGAUCAAGAUGCUAUAGACCAGGAAGAUGUAGAUCAGAGGGAAGGAAUUGAACAAGAUUGUGUAGGUCAUGAAGGAAUUGAACAAGAUUGUGUAGGUCAUGAAGGAAUAGAACAAGAAGAGGAUUUAGAACAAGAAGGAAUGGAGCAAGAAGAAAGAACUGAACAGGAAGAUGAUAUAGAGCAAGCAGAACAGGAAGGGACAGAACAAGAAGGGAUUGAACAAGAAGGGACCGAGCAGGAAGGGACCGAGCAGGAAGGGACCGAGCAGGAAGGGACCGAGCAGGAAGGGACCGAGCAGGAAGGGACCGAGCAAGAAGGGACCGAGCAGGAAGGGACCGAGCAGGAAGGGACCGAGCAGGAAGGGACCGAGCAAGAAGGGACAGAACAAGGAACUGAACAAGAAGGAAUUGAACAAGAUGGUACAGAUCAAGAAGGGACAGAGCAAGAUGGUACAGACCAAGAAGAAGGAACAGAACAAGAAGGUGUAAACAAUGAAGAUAUUGAUCAAGAAGAUGAAGUAGAGCAAGACAGAACAGAUCAAGAAGAUGAGAUGGACCAGGAAGGGACAGAGCAAGAAGAGGAGAUAGACCAAGAAGGUAUAGGACAAGAAGAGGAUAAUCAGGAAGAAACUUCUGAACAAGAAGAGGAUGCAAAUGCAUUAGAUGAAGAUUUAGAGGAGCAAGAUGAAACAGAAAGGGAAGGGGUAGUUGAAACGGAAGAAGAUGGAGAUAUUGAAGAAGAGGAUGAGGAAGAAGGCCAAGAGAAUGAGAUCCAAGAAGUAGAAAAUACUGCUGAUAUACACAAACAGAUGAAAAAGACUCAUGAAGUUACAGGAGGUUUAGGAAUAGAGAAAACAGACAAUGAGGGUGAUAAUGUGCACCUAAAAAGCAACUCUGGUAUGAUAAACAGUUUACCAAAGGAUAAUAGUGAAAGAGUUAAAGUAAGUAAAGAUUCAGAGGAAAAGAAAAGCAGUAGUUCUCAAAAUGGGCAAUCAGACACAGUAGAUGAAAUUACAGGAGCUGAAGCUUCAGAUAAAGCAGAAGAAUCACAGUCACAAAUAAGUGUUGGGAAUAAGAGAAAAUCCAAGCGUCAUAAGCGAGGCUUAGAGAGGGAGCUAGAGCAGCUUGAUUAUUGGGGUAGGCGUCAGGAACGUGAUGCCAAACGGCGCAGGCGGACAAUCUCGUCAAAGCUGUUAGGAACUGUUGAAGAGGCAGAGUACUUAACCUGGGCAGAUCUCUUUCGAAGCUUUGUGCCGACAUCGCUUCUGGAUAGCAACAGUGAUGAUAAGACCAACAAGAAGGAGCUUCAGCAAAAUACUUGUCCAGACAGAAGCAUCAUUUGUAAAGCCACUCAGCACAGUAACCCUGGUCAGCCUGCAGAUAAUAGUGAGAAAGGCAGCGUUUGUGAUGUUGGUUCAACAGCCAAAAAUUCUGAAAUGGAUCUUGAUACACAGAAGAGGGCAAACAUCACAGAUCUGGAUGUUAGUAAAAUUAAAGAAGAAAAUGUAGAAGGAAGACCUGAAAGUGAAGCCCACAAUAAAUAUACUGACAAAGAUAAAUGUAAAGACAGUAAAACAGAGAUCAAGAAAAUGAGAGAUGUGGAUAUCUUAUCUUCUGCAACAGAGGAAGCACAGGUUGAAGCCUUUCUGUUGCGCCAUGAGGAGAAUGGAGGCAUUCUAGAUUUAAGUCAACAAUUUUUGCAGAUCCUUUUUCACAAACAUGGAAAACUGUGGCCUUUAGCAGCAGCAAAAAUGUUCAUUGAAAUCUACCCUCGGGUCAGAAAUCACGUGUGUCAUAGACCAGUUUUGAAUCUACAGGAAAACCGAACUCUACUUUACCAGGAUUCCAUCCUUUCCCUCACUCACUGGGAGCUUGCAGUGAGCCUUUACCAAAUCUCCAAGAUAAAUACUAGCAUUGUCAAGGACUGCCAGCAUUUGGAGGAUGAUAUGGUUCAUCUUACGCUCAUGCUUGGACGGGGAGAUGUAUGGGUAGAGGAAACUCCAAACUUUCAUACAAGACUACGCUGGCUUCAGGCCCAGAUAAAGCUUUCUCAAGAAGAACCUGAGGAGGCUGUUUUGUAUCUAGAACUGCUUUUAGCUGACCUCAACCGGUUAGUUGAUGCUGAGAAGGAAUACAUUGUUGACUGUGCUCGAAUAGAAGCUGACCCAACAGUUGUGUCAAAUUCAGAAGUCAAACGCCAGCUUAACUUCUUGCAACGUUCACAGAUGCUGGAACAAGUUGUUGGUAACUAUACAGAUGGGCAUUACCAAGUUGUAGUGGAUCUGCUGACAGCCAUAUUCCACGAGUCCCCUCCAAAACCUCGGCCAGGUGUUACAUUACCCACCAGACAGACACAGUUAGCCAUUCUUAUCGACUCCCUGUACAAGCUUAAGAAUCACAAGGAUGUUAUUGUAUGGGGCUCCCAAUCUUUGACUGAAGCUUUAUACCGCUAUAACCGAGCUGAAGCAGAGGAAGAGAAAAACAGAUGGGCAAAAACUUUGAUGAAGAUCUGUGAUACUAUUAACACAACAUUGGAGAAAAACAUGAAUGCCGUGUGUGAUAUAAAAUAUGAGCGAUUGGUAGAGCUAGUUUCAACAUUAAUCCAGAUGCUGGUGGUUCAACUAGACCGACCACAAAAUGCUCAGGUCUUGCCAUUUGAAACGCUUACCCCAUGGAUUCUACUUCAUCGACUUUUAGCACAUGAGGAACGUCUUCAAAAGCAAAGUGAUACAAAGACAGACAUACAAGAGGGUAAAGAGAAGCAGAUGAUGCCAACAACUGGAGGUGAGCUUAGCACAAUGCAGCAGAACCUAACAAAAAUUGUCAAUGGUUCGGGGUUUGGGAGUGAAGGCAGGGAAAAACCUCGAAGGAUGAACCAAGAGAGAGCCAGUCAAGAAGUCCCUGCCGAAAGCAAAGGGUCAAGACUUCCUUACCCAUCAACCCUUUUCCUCAUCACAGCUCAUGAUGAGCUUGGCAAACACUCUUGGUGUUGCUAUGAUGAUGGAAUAUUUUUGCUUUACUGUCUGAAUGUGUUGCUAGUGGAGCUGCGAAGACCUCUUGAAGACCAGCAUCAACAAUUAUUGCACCAAACUCUAGAACAAGUAUCAUUCUGUCUCUACUCACAUCCAUCAAAAAAAUCCAAGCAUAAACACCUGCGUGAUCAUGGAGCAUCUCAAAUAACCUUUAGUUGGGAACGAGCAUUACAACUAUACCAGUACUACUGUCCCAAUCAUCUGCCUGACUUCCAGUCUUCACAGAUACCAUCUAUUACUGAUGAUGUAGCCACACUUCAUAAAAGGAUCAUUGCUUUGCUACCAGAAGAGGUCAAUCCAGAAAAUCACACUUCUCGUGUAGAGGCAUAUAUCAGUGGGGAGCAGACAGAGUGUAAUUACACCCCAGUUAUAUUACCCUCAGAUAUUAUACGUGAUUGUUUUUAUUUGUUGGGUGACUAUUAUUUUAAGAACAAGGAAUGGACAAAUGCAAUAAAGUAUUACAAGCUAGAUGUUACCAUGAAUCCUGAUCGAUUAGAUUCAUGGGCUCCACUUGGUCUUGCCAUGAAGGCCAUGUUAGAAACACAACUUAACUCCUGUGAAGUCAUCCAGGAUGAAGAAGAUUUCUUCUCACUUGCUCAGACAGCUGUAAGAUGCCUUAAACAGGCUCUGAAGCUAGAUGAGUAUCACACUAAUCUUUGGGUAGAAUUUGGAGGUUUAGUGUACAUGGUGCACUCUCAUGCUUCAAGACUCCUUAAACAAGAUCUCAAUCCUGAUAUCAGUCUUGAAACUUUCCAAAUGCUUGAAAAAUUGAAAGGUGAAAUGCUAGAUCAGGCUGAACGGUGCUUCACACAGGCACUGAAAAUUCGGGAAGAAGGUUGGGAUGAUGAAAAUUUACCUGAUGAGAGAUGGCUUUACUGUUACAUGCUGGGAAAAGUAGGAGAGAAGAAAGGCAAGUCAUCAGAGACAAUAUUACAGUAUUACCUUAAAGCUGGUAGAUAUUUACAUGAGCAACAGGCUAAAUAUCCCACCAAAAUUAAUUACAACAGUCCUCAAGAGUAUUCAGUGGAAGCACUCGAAAUGUAUUAUCGUCCUCAUGCAUAUAUCCUAAAAUAUUUACAGCAGAGAGAAGGUAAGAGUGUGGAAGAAGAAACUGUUAAAUUCUUUACUAAAAUCCUUGAUGAGCUAGCUGCUGGAGCUUUUGCUUCUCGUCAAGAAAAGAAGAAAAUUAGCGAUGAAGUCAAUGAGAAGCUUGAAAACAACUUGCCAAGCCAAGAUACUUCACCUAAUAAGAGAUCAUUAGAUGACCAAGAGAAUGAAAAGGAAUCUCCAUUUAAGAAAGUGGCUGGUAAUGGUAUUAACAGUCAUGUUGCUGGUGUGAAAGAUGCUGCUAUUGAUAAAGCUGGUGAAACACUUUCAAAAACCAACCAAUGCAUGGAAGACAAAAAUACAGAAACAAGAGAUAAUAUACAAGCAAGUGGGGAUAAUUCUAGUUUAAGAAAAGAAACAAAUACCAUUCUUGUUACAUCUCCAGAGAAAGAUAAAAGAGAAAGUGAUGAUGAAAUUCAAGUAGUGGAAGAAAAAGUAAUAGAGAAGAAAGAUCAUAUGAAUGUUAUUGGAAGAUGUAUCACAGCUCUUAAACUCUGUUUAUCAAGAUUUCCAGAAAAUUACAAAGCUCUCUUCCGCUUGGCAUAUUAUUAUAAUACCUCCAAAUUCCAUAAGGACUGCACCCGUUCCCGAAACUAUUUACUAGGGUGCGAGUUCUGGCAGAGAGUGCCAUAUAUGCCAGUCAAUGGGCUUUUUAAUGAACGUAAAGUGUGGAUUCAACAACCCAAAAAUUGUAACUUUUUCCAUGGUGUCUGGCGAAUUCCAAACGAUGAAGUUGACCGUCCAGGAAGUUUUGCUUCUCAUAUGUAUCGGUGUGUGUCUCUGACCUUGGACGUGUUACCCCAGAUAAAAGACUUUUAUACAAUUCUACAAAUAGCUCUUGCUCUUAAAAAUUCACCUGAAAAGGAUAAAAAAUACCUGCGGGAUAAUGAGCGUGAAUUGUUAUCAGAACAUGCCACUCAAGUUGGCUUGCAAGCAAUGAAAGACAAAUACAAAUGUUUAUUCAAAAGUGCUUCUCCAGUGCAUGGCAAUCGUCGUCUUGCAUUCCUCCUUGAUGUAUAUCGAUCAUACAAACAAAUUAGCAGGCACUUACCAGGUUCUGAACCCCAUUUAGCCAAGAUGCUUACUGAAGCGUAUUGUUCCUAUAGAGGAAUGAAGCUAGAUAAUCGUUCGAAUAUAUUAAGGGAGGCAGAUGCCUUCUGCACUAGAAAUCAAUACUUCCAGCACCGCACUGCACCAAUUGCUACUAGUAACCAGGUUAAUAUGAAUAGCAAUACAGGAAUUAGUGGAACUUCACAGAUGUCACGCAGAGGUCGAUUUUCAGGAACAGGACGAGGACGAGGCUUCAUGUAUCCUGUUCGACAGUCAUCCAAUAUGACAGCUAUACAAGAAGCCUACAAAAUAUAUGAGAAUUUAAUUCAGGCACAGACACUAUUAAAUAACAAAGAUCUUGAUCAUGGCAGUAUUUAUACUCAUCAAAAGCAAUUAGAAUAUUACCAAGCAGAACUCUUAAAGUACUUGCGCAUUCCAAGUGUUUCUCAGUACUUUCAAGCUUCCUUGCAAGGCCUGGGAACCGCAACAACCAAGUUACCACCACCACCCAAGACAACAGGCACUCCUACUAGUAGUGCUCUCUCUGCAGGAGGUACAUUUGGUCAUCAAGGUGCCAAAACCACUAUGCAAAUGUUAUCUACAACUGCAAAUCACACAGCUCAGUCUAUUCAGCCUGGUCAAUCAAGGCCUGCACUAAAUGCCCUAGCAGCCAGGUCUCAAGCUCAUGGCAUAUCCAUUACCUCUGUUUCAGCUUCAAAAUCUACCACCUCAGUAACAAGUAAGCCUUUGAAGCCUAAUAUGACAGUUACUGUCAGUCCUGCUAAACCAUCUUGCUCAUCAGCACUACAGGAUCAUGACGAAAUUUCUGUAGUAUCUGUGUCUCACCCUAUUAUGUCCAGUAGACCUUCACCAGCCUCAGGAAUAUCUAAACCAGUAUCCACUGUAACAUCUAAAGUAACAACUACCACAACAUCUAAACCAGCAACUACCUCACCUUCUAAACCAACAACCCUUAUAUCAAAAUCAUCAAUCUCUGCAUCUAAACCAGAAACCACUACAUCUGAACCAGAUACUGUCACUUCUAAACCAGAUACCACCACAUCCAAAUCAGAUACCAUGCCAACUAAGCCAACUUCUUCUACAACAGAAUCUCCUACCUCGACAGUGCACAGGCCAACACCCAUCAUGUCAACAAACACACCUUUACCUAAAACAGUUGUCAGUGAAAGCACCACUGUUACUGUAAACACUUCCAGGACUACUGAUUCUGCAGUUGUGAGCUCUGUACCCAAAUUACCAGUUGGAACCACACUCUCUCGUCCACGGCCACAGCUUCAGGCUCAGGCUCGUCCUGUGAAAAGCCCAGUGUCUGAUUCUGUUGUAACCCGACCAAGUACUACCAUUAGUAGUACAAAGCAUGUAGCUUCUGGGCAGGUUAGUAAGCCAUCUUUAUCUAAAGAUAUAAUAAUAACCCCUGCACCAAGAGUUAAGAGCCAUCCCAAGCCACUUGUAUCUGUUAGUAAGACAGCAUCACCAUCAUCCUUUUUAGGAGCUUAUCAGGCAUCACUUGGGUUGGGAGGCAACAAAGCUCCAUCGGGAAGGGCUGGAGGUUCUAACAGCUCUUGCAGUGCUCGGGCAGUAACAGGAUCUGAGAGACAAAGCUCAUCUCUCCAACUCAAUAAAUCAGUUGUACUAAACACUUCACAGCUGAUGGAGCUAGCUUAUACCAGAGGAGCUUCAGGGAAUAUAUCAGGACUAUUAAAUCAGUAUAGUAAGACACAGCCAGUGAGAGGUCAAUCUCGGCCACAGGGUUCUGUACUGCAUCAGUCGCAGCCAUCUGUGCCUCAGCGUUCACAAGCAUCAUCCCAGAGGCAACAGCCUUCAGUACCUCAAAGACCACAGUCUCUAACAUCUCAACGACAGCCUGUAGCAUCUCAACGACCACAGGCUAGCACCUUGCAGAGAUUCCAACAGCCUAGAACUGUUCAGCAAACCAGACCAUCUCAGAUAAGGCAGUCUCCAUCCAAACCAAUACAGAACAAGCCUAGCCAGGGUCAAAGUGGAUCAUCAGAAGAUAUUAUUACUUUAGAUUGAAGAUUUACAUAAACGGUUACUAUGGUAUCUUAAUGUCCAUUUCUUUAGAAUGAAAGUUAGUGUCUAAAUGUCAGUAAUAAUUUACUACAAGAAAGUAUAUAACUCAAAAAUUGAAGUUACAUCAACAUUGAAGUUGUGCAUUUCCUUUGCAGAUAACUGUGGGUUAAGCACAAUUUGUGAACAUCAUAAUAAUGAUUUGUAAAUAAUUUAAAAUGCUUUUAGUAAUUCUGCAUAGAGAUAUGUUAAUAAAAUUAACUAUUUGAACAACUUUAGUGUUUAAAAGAGAAAAAAUAUCUUAAAAAUAGGAUAACUCGAGUUAAAAGACUAAAAAAAAUUAUUUUCAUCUAUAAGGAAUGUACUGGAUUAUAUUUUCAGUACACUGUAUCUUUAAUGUGUUCAUGUAUGGUUUCUUGCUGAAAGAUUAGUUAUUAACUGCAAAAUUUUAUAUAGAUUUUAUAAUUUCUUUGAGAUGCUCCUGAAAUUUUUAUUGCAUAUAGUAAAAGUAAGAUUGCCAUAAAUACUAUUAGAAGUACGUACAAGAGACUUGAAAAUAUAGAGGGAAUGUAGCAGAGUGUAUUGGUGCCAACCCAUUUAUAUGGGUUUAAAGCAUGGGGUUUUGAAUACUGAAGUGAGGAGGCAGAGGCAGCAGAGAUGCCAUGUUUGAGAGGAGUGUGUGAUGUUAAUAUCAUGCAAAGCUUUUGCAGCAUAGAAAUUAAAAGGUAUUUAUGAGAUUACCAAGGGAAGGCUGAGGAGUUGUUAAGAGGUGGUUUGGGCAUGUAGAGAGGAAGGAAAAGGAUAGGUUGAUGAAGAAGGUAAAUAAAUGUGGUUCGAGGUGAGGGGUAUGGGUUAUCUCUAAUAAUUGGAAGGAAUGGGUAAAAGGGGUUUUGAGUUUUAAGGCCUUGAACAUCUAGCAGGCAUGUGUGAGUGUUAAAAGGAUAGGAGUAAAUGGAGAUGAGCAGUUUUUAACAGAUGUGCUAUUGGAGCAUGAGCAAGAUAACUUUUAUGAAGGGAUUCAAGGGAAACCAGUUAGCUGGACUUGAGUCCUGAAGCUGGGAAGGGCAGUGUAUGGUAUUCUCACCGCACAGUGGUCUUAAAUAUGACAUCUCCCCUGCCUCUAGUUAAAACCCAUGCCUCGCACCAAUAUAAAAGUGUCGGUACCACUGUACACUGGUACAUUUAUUGUCUUCAAGGAUUAACUUACUUUCAACAGAUGUCUCAACACACCACUCACUUUAUUUCCCCUUCGUCUGAUAAUUUUUUAUCGACCCAUCUCCUGGCAUGGCCACUCCCAAAUAUCUGACAUUCAAUUUAUCAUAGACUUUUUGUUACGCUCAUCACUUUGUUUUCUAUACGUAUUCACUUUUAACUUGUUUUACAUACCCCUCUCAAUAUAAUGACUAAUAAUAUAAAUACUACCGUACUCUUACAGAAAUAGCUAUGAGAGGAAACUCUGCAGAUUUCUUGAGGGGCUGGCAAGUAACAGGGUGUAAGUACCAGUUUUAGAUAAAUGAGAAAACGUUUUCAAAAUUUGCAAGUCAUGACUCGUAAACAAAUAGAUAUUUGGAUCAGUCAGAUUGUGCUUUAUAGGACAUCUCAUUAGCUGAUUUGUCUGUGAGUUUCAUGUAUGUAUGCUUAAUAGGGCAUGAAUUAUCACAUAAGUUAUUGCAGUGUCAUUUUUUGUACUUGUAUUAGGACCAGUUUAAAUGAUUUAGGUCAUUUUAAGUACAUACUGUAACUGGUAAUGGGAAAACACUUGGAAACAUGUUAGUGUGUUGAAGGACAAGAUUGACCCUUACACCCAUUUUGUUUGCUGGUACUUUUCUGCCAUGUUUAUCACCAGUGGGGCUUUUAAUCAUUCUCUUUCUUUACUGCCAUUCUCACUCUUUUCUCACUAAUUCUGAUAGACAAAAAUCAUAUCGGACACUUUGUAUUCAUUAUAGUUGUCAGAGAUUUCUCAGACCAGACACACCAUUUUAAGGUCAGGAUGCUCAUCACCUGCAAGGUGAUUUUAGAUCAUAAUUCAUCGACAGUUUAUGCUUCAGUCCCUCCACCACAAAAUAGUACGAACAAAACGAAACAUAAGAAUCAUUUACGGCUGUGUGGAGCUUACGCCCUUUUAUUUGCCAGCACCUUGUUUAAUGUACUACUUUAUGACCCAGGUUGUAAUAGACAUGUUGACUUGCAUGUGGCAAGUCAGGGCUAUGCUACAAAAGUUAAAAAAAAAAAAAAAAAAAAAAAGCCAUAGGUAUAUGCUAUAUUACUACAUGUCUAAAUGCAAUGUUAUAACAAAUAUGACUUGUACGUAUUUGUAAAUAAUAACUGUAAGAUAAGAUC